Messenger RNA from Chelonoidis abingdonii (Abingdon island giant tortoise), 672 nucleotides. RefSeq names its product ATP synthase peripheral stalk subunit d (gene ATP5PD). NCBI's taxonomy places the organism in Eukaryota, Metazoa, Chordata, Testudines, Testudinidae. The record is from RefSeq and is a predicted model, not a curated record. Gene Ontology annotation, molecular function: proton transmembrane transporter activity. Gene Ontology annotation, biological process: proton motive force-driven ATP synthesis.
AGUGCGAUUGAGUCCUUCCGGGGGCACCGGGCUAUGAUUGGUUGGCGCAGGACUGGGUUUCCGGAGGGUGAUCAGCGGGAGGGUGGUGGCGGCGGUCGCUGAAGAACACAAAAAUGGCAGGUCGCAGAGCCGCUCUGAAAGCGAUUGACUGGAUGGCAUUUGCAGAGAGAGUGCCUCCCAAUCAGAGAGCUAUGUUUAAUGCCCUGAAAACACGCAGUGAUGCCCUUUCAGCCAAGUUGACCUCCUUGCCUGAGAAGCCCCCAGCUAUUGAUUGGGUUUAUUACAAGACUGCAGUUGCUAAGGCUGGCAUGGUGGAUGAGUUUGAAAAGAAGUACAAUGCACUAAAGGUUCCUGAGCCUGUGGACACACAAACAGGCAAGAUAAAUGCCCAGGAACAGGAAGCUGCUAAAAGUGCUGCUGAAUAUGUGCAAGCCUCUAAAUCCCGUAUUGUCCAGUAUGAGAAAGAGCUUGAGAAGUUCAAAACCAUGAUUCCAUUUGAUCAGAUGACAUUUGAGGACUUGAAUGAGGUCUUCCCUGAAACCAAACUGGACAAGGAGAAAUAUCCAUAUUGGCCACACAAACCUAUUGAAGACCUGUAAAUCUGUCUGAAAGCAGUUUCUGGUGACUGUCUAAUUCUCUAGAAUCUUUUUAAAUAAAGUAAUUGUACAGGGC